CCUCCAUCCUCCGUCCUCCAGCUUCCUGCCUCCUCAGCAGCUUCCUCCUGCAGGAUCCGGACGGCGGCCGCAUCAUGGAGCAGCAUCCCGGCAGCAGCACCGCAGGACCGGCUGUGUCCCGCCCGGAUCUACGGCUGCAGAGAUCAUGCCAACAUUCAGCCGCUGACAGGCAGGAAACGGGGUUUAAUACGUGGAUUAUGGGAUGUAAAAUGUCCUCCAGUUCUUCAUACAUGCAGAGAAACGGCUCCAAACACAGAGAAGAUGUGAAGGAUCCAUUCUUCUUCCCGUUUCUGUGUUUUCCAGACGUUUGAAGAGGAUUUGAAUCGAGGCCGGAAACUCAGGUGUGUCGGACUGCAGGUUGAACCAUGACUGAGCCGGAGGCUUCAGCUUCAGGGGAACAUCCUCCACCCUACAUGAUCUUCCUGGUGGUCUUCCUCUUCUUCCUCACCGGACUGCUGGGCUUCCUGAUCUGCCACCUGCUGAAGAAGAAGGGAUACCGCUGCCGGACCGGAGACAUGGACGAAGACGAGGAGGAGGAGAAGAAGCUGGGAGGAGACGCAGACGAUGAAGAUGAGGAGAACCAGGACACCGUGGAGCAGAUCCUCAAAUGCAUCAUUGAAAAUGAAGCCAACAUGGAAGCCUUCAAUGAGCUGCUGGGAAACAACAAAGUGUGCAUUCGUCACGACCCCCGGUUGCGUAAGGAGUCCAUCGGUGGCGUUCCUCCCCAUCACCACACCGUCCACUCCGGCACCGACCACAACUCCUGCCACCUCUGUGCUCAGGUUCGAUCCAAAAAGGGCCGCAGGCAGAGCAGAACCGCUCGGUCCAAACAGCGACCCGGAGAGCAGACCGUCUUCUCUGUUGGAAGGUUCCGGGUGACCCACACCGAUAAGAAGCCCUACGGAGGCAUCAACCCGUUGGCCAUCUCAGGAGACCAGCUGGACCAAUCACAGGACAGUGACGAGAGGAGGGAGGGCGGAUACAACCUGAGGAGCAUGUUUAAAGAAGUCCGGCCACCUCCAGAAGGAGCCAAUGGGGUCGCUGCAAACGCAGGGAAACGAAGGAAGAGCGUGACCAUAUUUGGGCUGAGGCGGGGCAGCGACCCGGUAGCCGUCAGAGGAGGGGAGGGGCCCAGUAAGGAGGCCCCAGGAGUUAGAUUUGCUCUUCAGCAGCAGCCGGUGGUGCUGGAAGAACCGGUGCAGGUGGAGAACCUUAAAACGAAUCAGGAGCCAAACACAAAACCUGCUUCUGAAGGUGAACUGAAAGCUUCUGUGAAUUCUCCCUCAUCUAGAAGUCAGAACCUCUCCCAGAACCCUGGUCCUGAGAAGGCUGCUAAAGUGGGUUCCAGUCCUGAAGCUCCAGCAGCUUCUGCUCCCGGUUCUCUUCCUAUAGCAUCUGUGAAAAGAUCUGAGGAUGAUCCUGGACCCCUGCAGACCUCCACACCCAUCACCCCCAUGCCUGGAUCAGCUCCAGGCUUCAUCCCUGUGGUACCCACCAACCAGCCUGAACCCAGUUCUCCUGCAGGGUUCUCAGUCACCCAAACUCCUCCUGACCCGAGCUCCAGUCCAGAUCUACAGAAGGGGCUUGGUGCUUCCUUAGCAUUAAUAAGCUUAGGUUCAUCCCCUCCAUCUUCCUUUCCAAUCCAGACCCCAUCUUUAGCCUCUCUGUUGAGAACUCCUACCUCACCGCUUCCAGUGACUCCAAGUCCAACCCUGAGUCUGAGGAAUAAACCAUCAGAACCUGCAGAAACUGUCUCCUCUCCAGCACUUACACCAAGUCCAAAGCUCCUGAUCAGCAGAUCGCCUCCUUCAUCAUCAUCCUUUGGACAAAGUUCUAGUCCUCUGCAGGCCAGUUCUCCAACACUGGCUCUGACUGACCCCAGACCAGUGUCAGUACUAACCUCUCCUUCUACUCCAGCUGACCAGAACUUCCCAAAUUUACCUCGACUCACUGGGAAGUCGGAAAGUGUGACCUCUGUAACGUCUGUGACCAAAGGGGACGUGGUUUCAGGUUCAUCAAAGGAUCUAGACUUUGAAGGAACCAAAAUCACAAAGACCGAAGAAAAGAUGGAAAUGAAACGAGCUGGAAUUCUCAAAACAUCUAAGCUUUCACCAGCUGCAUCAGAAGAAUCUAAAGGUUCCUCAUCUGAUCAGCUUUUUAAAGACAGAGUUGACAGUUUGCCUUUGUCCCCCUCCUCACCACAAGGGGGCAGAAUGAGUAGUGUGACCAUAGUUAAAGCCAGCCCUGACAGCAGGAGAGAGUUCUCUGUGGUCCCCACCGUGGAGGAAGAAGAACCCUCAGUGAAAGAACAGACAGGACUAACUUCUGAACAGAGAGGAGAAGUUUCUGGACAACCAGAAAGCAGAGAACGUUCUGGAGCAGAAGUUAAAGCAGCGCUGGGUCAAGAGAAGGACGACAUGAUGGAGAUGGAAGACAUUAGAGACUGCAAGGUGAUGCAGGUGGAAGAAGAUGUGGAGAAGAUGGAGCUGCAACAGGACUGAACAUUGAAAUAUUCUGAUUCAAGAUGAGAUGAUCCAAAGAAAGAAGAGCGACGCCUCAGAGGAGGAUAAAAACAGCACUAGCAAAAUAAAACAACACGACCAGGCCUUUAAUCAUCGAUGGACCGACUGAUUUAUAGCCUCUGGGAUAUUUUAAACAUCACAGAUCAGCGUUUAGUUUUUGGAUUUUCAGCCCUGCAGCGUCGGUCGGUCCAUGUUGGUGCAGACAAACAUCAGCUCAUGGUUCUUAAAGAUGAACCCUUCAGACCAUGAGGUCAUUACCUGUUUUAACUUUUAGGGGACUCACAUCCAUGAAUCCAGGUAAUAUCUGGUGAUAUUUCCUUUCCCACCACCUGGUACAGCUGCUCACUGAUCCAACCAGAUAUCUGCUAACAUCUGAAGGAAUUCUGGUAACUUUGGUGAACUGUUGCAGCUCCGUAGCGAGUCGUUCUUUUCACUGAUACCUUGAAAUGUCUCUGCUGGAUGGAUGGUACAGAGUCCACACUGACAUGUUCUCCAGAUGAUGAACCAUAGUGAUGUUUCCAUCAGAGCCCCCAUCAGCAUCCUGUUUGAUAAUGGCUUGUUGUGUAAUUACUGGUUCAUUUUAUGAUAACAAAGCUAUUGAAUUAAUGAGCUGCGAACAUGAUCCAACCAUCCCAUAGUGUAGAAGUUCCAGCCAAACCCACGCGGAACAUCAUCUGGGAACCAUGAUUCCUUCUUUGACCCUGUGUGGACCAAAGUGUUGAUGACUGAUAAACCAACAGCUGUGGAGAAAAGUGAAAUAUUAAGUAGUUUUAAAUGAAACAUUAAUAUCUGAGGAUAUUUUUCAUACCACACAGAAACUAAUAGAAACCAGUGGCUGAUCCAUUUAAAGAUGGUCUUCAUGAUUUGUAGGUUAGAACCUAGUAGUGGCUCCAGGACUAAUUGAUCAGUUUGGUUAACAACCAACACACAGAUGAUCAGUAGAAGCUUCUUUCUUCCCAUUUAAGGUGAAGGAACAUUAAAAAAUAUCUGCAGCUGAAGGGUUAAAGGAAUAUUAAGAGUAUUAGAUCCAGUUAUGGAUGGGGGUUGGUAGGGUUAGCUUUGGGGUUAGUGUUAAGGUUUGUAGGGUUAGUAGGGUUAGGGUUGGCGUUGGGGACACAGACGGGAUCAGAACUUAGUCCAGAGGUCCCACUUAUUUCCUGAUCUUUCUGGGAAACCAACCAGGACGUCUGCAGCCUUCGUCUUCCAUUUUCUGGUCACGUAUGACAUCUGCUGUCUGAACAUCAUCCAACUCCACGUCUCUUCAUUUUUGUGACUUUUAAACCCUUACUGACCCUAUAAAUGAAAGUCUGAAUGAAUGAAUGAAUGAAUGAACGAACACGUUCGCCUCCACAUAUUUAUUCUUUUCAUGUUAACCUGCUGAUAAGUUCAACAUAGUAAUCUUGUAAAUGACACUGAUAAAAAGAAGCUCUUGGUCAUUUUUUUUCACCAUUAAUGUGUUUUAUGAGUAAUUUUAGAACCACAACUAUAUAAUUAAAUAUAAAUACAUUAUUCAACACAGAUCUAUAUGAAGCUCUGAGUCUUUAACUGCUGUUUGAAGUUAAAAGCACGUUUCUGUCGAGGUUUUAUCUCCAAAUGUUCUAACAGCUCAGGUCUGUUCUGUGAAGAUAAAGGAGCACAUUAAGUAGUGAGGCUGUAAAUCUAAAAGACAAAGAAACUUUAGAAGCAUUUCUGCCUCAGAAUUCUAAAAAUCGUAGAGUCGGAAUGCAGAAGAAAAUGUUUGACACAAGCAAACUUACAUUGGAAAAAAAUAUCUGUUAUUUUUUACAGAAAAGCAAAACCUUCUUAAAUACGAAUAACAUAUUAAAUACAAAUGCUGUUAGUGAGAUUCAAGAGCUUCUUCUGGCAAAGGUUCAGACAGUAAAUACAGAAAAUAUAGCCAUAAUUAAUGAGUGGAGAGAUUGUGAAGUGAAGUUUUAUCAGAAAACAACAGAAAUUUAAAAGUCGCUGUAGCAAGAACUAAGAAUACAAUCAUCAGCUGAACUCUGAAGGCUUUUUUACACCAUAAAUGAAGCUCUUGUAUUAUAACAUUUAUUAAAUGAACCAGUUUAAUUUCAGGUCAGAUGAACUCAAUGUGACCAACCCCGGAGUUCAUCUUCUUUUAUUUGAUCAGCAGAUGAUCUUCUGUCUGGUCAGAUGUUUCAUACCAUCAUCUUCUGUUUUGUGUUUCUUGUCAAGAAAAAAGCUUCACAGAAAAUAUUGAUUUAAAAAAAUAUAAUUAAAGGUCUUAUCAGGCAAGAAUUUUAGCUAAACUCAGAGCUUGUUGCCUUGAAAUGUCUGGUUUGUGUCGGUGUGCAGCAGCAUGUGGUCAUCAUUCACCAAGAGUUUAAAGGAUGAAUUCAUUCAUUCUUCUGUUGAAUCUUCAUAAAAACGGACUCUGGGUGUCUGUGAGCCUCGAUAAAAAACAUGUUGGUUAGUUUUCUGUUAGUUCAUCAAACUGCUGCAGUAAAUAAAGAGAAGUCUGACUUUAAAUCAGCUGCUAAUAAUCAGCGCUAAUCGUCUGAUUGGUUGAAACCUGCAGGUCGCUGAGGCUGGAACAUCUGUACAGAUGAUGUAAAUAUGCAAAUGUACCAUAAACCUGUUCUUAUCAAAUAAAAACAUUUAGUUUGCUUCA
Amphiprion ocellaris (clown anemonefish) is the source of this 5154-nucleotide messenger RNA. It is a transcript of the gene rell2, whose product is annotated as RELT like 2. The record is from RefSeq and is a predicted model, not a curated record. Gene Ontology annotation, biological process: positive regulation of cell-substrate adhesion; positive regulation of p38MAPK cascade. Lineage: Eukaryota; Metazoa; Chordata; Actinopteri; Pomacentridae. The transcript has 8 exons. Bases 366 to 2501 code for a protein of 711 amino acids.